AUGUUUCUACGUCAUGGAGGUGAAAUCACUCUAUGGAAGUAUCUUGGGAGUCGUGUCUCGUCGGUUAUCGUUAUCUCCUCCAAAUCUUCAUACUAUGCGCCAUUUGAUUUAGCAACACCAUGGUCACAGAUGCUUCGAGGUUCGAUCGUCGCCCGUCCGCGACCUUACACCAGCGACUGGCGCAUCAAUACCAUCGGCAUGCCUGGUCGGGGCCACCGUAUUACGACUUCAUUCUCCGACCAGCAUGGCUCAACAAUUGCGAUUGCGAUUCGAGAUGCAACCUAUUUACUAGACUUUAUCGAGAAAAAGUACCAACCAAAUGAACAUCAGCCAUGCACCAACGAGGCUGUCGAGUUCAUCAUCUCCCAGCUGAAAGCUUAUGGGGAGAAGCAUCUCGAGAAAAUUGUCGGCGUUGCAAUGCACAGGCACGUUGCAGCCUCAUGUCCGGAUCUCUGCUCCCGAUUGUGGGCCGAGCUCGAUAUUAUUCCCUUGGUGUUGCCAGGAUUGAGCUUGCUAGGUCGAUUUUCCUCGCGCGCACAAGUGCAACCCCGAUCUUGGGAGUCCAAGACGAUUGACGAACAGGCCGAAUCAAUGGCCCGAAAAUGUGUUAGGCUGUUUGGACCGGAGAAUUCUCCCCUGCUACAAGUGGGAUAUAUGGGCCUCGUGGAGGUUGAUACUGACUUCCACGUGUGUCUAACGAAUCUUGACGAUUUCAAGAAGACCGUUUCGGCUCAUACGUGGGAGGCAUGUAAUUUUUAUGCUGCUGACCUCAAGAAGCGGAAGGUGAAGAUUGCAUUCUUCAGCGCAACACCGCAGGGUGGAGGGGUGGCUUUGAUGAGGCAUGCUCUGGUUCGCUUUUCACACUCAUUAGGUACGGACAUCAAAUGGUAUGUCCCUCGGCCACGGCCGGGUGUCUUUCGGGUGACCAAGCACACACACAAUAUCCUUCAAGGCAUCGCAAGCCCAGACGAGCGCCUGAGUACCGAUGACCGGAACUUACUCACUGGCUGGAUUGAAGAGAAUGCUAAGCGAUACUGGACUGUACCGGGAGGUCCCCUGUGCUCACCGGCGGAAGGAGGAGCAGACCUGUUGAUUGUCGAUGAUCCUCAGAUGCCGGGUCUCAUACCGGUUGCUAAACGUCUAGCACCGGAACGACCGAUCAUUUUUCGAAGUCAUAUCCAGCUCCGAAGUGAUCUUGUCAACGAGCUGGGGACUUCUCAGGCAGAGGCGUGGAAGUCCCUAUGGGAAAACGCCAAGCUUGCCGAUUGUUUCAUCACUCACCCCGUCAGUGAAUUUGUGCCUCGCGAUGUACCACCAGAGAUCGUUGGCUACAUGCCCGCAGCGACCGAUUGGUUAGAUGGGUUGAACAAAAACAUGCGAGACUGGGAUGUCGCCCACUAUGGCCGGAUCUUUAACGCAGCCUGCAGGAAUGCAGAGAUGCCAACGAUCCAACAUCCGGACGCACGCUUUGACCCGUCUAAAGGAAUCUUCGAUGUGUUGGAUGCAUAUGAGAAGUUCCACAAUCGGCUCGCUCGUGAACAGCCUAAAUUGAAAUCCCCGAAGCUCCUGAUAUGCGGUCAUGGCUCGGUGGAUGACCCCGACGGAGCGGUCAUCUAUGACCAAGUGAUUGAUCACAUCGAACAUAAGAUUCCUUACGUUCGCCAUUUGAUCUGCGUCAUACGAUUGAGGCCCUCGGAUCAGGUUUUGAAUGCCUUGCUAUCGAAGGCGACGAUUGCGUUGCAACUGUCGACUCGAGAAGGAUUCGAGGUCAAGGUUUCAGAGGCAAUCCAUAAAGGUGUACCCGUGAUUGCCACGCGGGCUGGUGGCAUUCCGCUCCAGAUUGAGAACCACAAGAACGGUUUCUUGGUGGAUGUCGGUGAUACGGAUGCUGUCGCGAGGCAUCUGUUCGAUCUCUGGACGGACGAGGCGCUCCACCGUCGAAUGUCGGAGUAUGCGCUCGGCCACGUCUGUGACGAAGUGAGCACCGUUGGCAAUACCUUGAGCUGGCUCUAUAUUGCCUCCAAGUUCUCCAAAGGAGAGCCUGUGCGGCCCAAUGGGCAGUGGAUUAACAACCUAGCGUUCGAAGAGAGCGGUGUCUCCGUUGCUCCCGAUAUGUCUCGUCUGACUAGAGAGGUUGAAAUUGAAAAGAUGGGAUAG
Messenger RNA from Penicillium cataractarum, 2157 nucleotides. RefSeq names its product putative trehalose synthase (Ccg-9) (gene ccg9). NCBI's taxonomy places the organism in Eukaryota, Fungi, Ascomycota, Eurotiomycetes, Eurotiales, Aspergillaceae. The transcript is spliced from 6 exons. The record is from RefSeq and is a predicted model, not a curated record. Gene Ontology annotation, molecular function: glycosyltransferase activity. The coding region runs from base 1 to 2157 and encodes 718 amino acids.